Molecule: messenger RNA, 2890 nt
Organism: Pogoniulus pusillus (Red-fronted tinkerbird)
Lineage: Eukaryota; Metazoa; Chordata; Aves; Piciformes; Lybiidae
Gene: POFUT1
Product: protein O-fucosyltransferase 1
Exons: 7
Coding region: 92-1291 (399 amino acids)
Biological process (GO): Notch signaling pathway; protein O-linked glycosylation via fucose; regulation of Notch signaling pathway
Cellular component (GO): endoplasmic reticulum
Molecular function (GO): peptide-O-fucosyltransferase activity
Source: RefSeq, a predicted model, not a curated record
AGGCCCCGCCGGCCCCAUUGUGCGGGGCACUCUGGGAGUGACGUCACGCGCCCGCUUCCGGCCCGGCGCCGCCGCUUCCGUGCCGCGGGGCAUGCCGGGAGCGGCUGCGGCGGCCUGCGGAGCGGCCAUGGCGGCGCCCGGGGCCUUCGCCGCUGUGCUCUGCUUGGUGUCCGCCGCGGGGGUGGUGGGCGGCGACGCUGCGCCGGCCUGGGACGAGGCGGGGUACCUGCUCUACUGCCCCUGCAUGGGCCGCUUCGGGAACCAGGCGGAGCACUUCCUGGGCGCUCUCGCUUUCGCUCGGGCUCUCAACCGGACCUUGGCCGUGCCGCCGUGGAUCGAGUACCGCCACCACCGCCCGCCCUACACCAACCUGCACGUUCCCUACACGGAGCACUUCAGGCUGGAGCCGCUGCUGCGGUACCACCGCGUGAUCCCCCUGGAGCAGUUCAUGGAGCAGCUGGCGCCCCUGCACUGGCCUCCCGGCAAGAGGGUGGCCUACUGCUUCGAGGCAGCAGCCCAGAGGAGUGCGGACAAGAGCACCUGCCCCAUGAAGGAUGGGAAUCCCUUUGGUCCCUUCUGGGAUCAGUUCCAGGUGGAUUUUGAUAAGUCUGAGCUCUUCAAGGGAAUCUCCUUCAAUUCUGCAUACACAGACCACUGGAUCCAGAGAUUCCCUCCCUCUGAGCACCCUGUGCUUGCCCUGCCUGGAGCCCCAGCCCAGUUUCCAGUCCUGGAGGAGCACAGACCCCUCCACAAGUACAUUGUGUGGUCUGAGGCCAUGGUGAGGAAAGGAGAAGCCUACAUUGACUCUCUGCUGCUCAGGCCCUACGUGGGCAUUCACCUGAGGAUCGGCUCGGACUGGAAAAAUGCCUGCAACAUGCUGAAGGAUGGGACAGCAGGGCCCCACUUCAUGGCCUCACCACAGUGCGUGGGCUACGACCGCAGCACCGCAGCCCCGCUCACCAUGGACAUGUGCCUGCCAGACCUGAGGGAGAUCCAGCGUGCCCUGCAGCUCUGGGUGAAGAAGAUAGAGGCUAAAUCUGUUUACAUAGCUACUGACUCUGAGCCCUACACGAGAGAAAUCCAGCAGCUCUUCCAAGGAAAGGUGAAGGUUGUGAGCUUACAGCCAGAAGUGCCUCAGGUUGACCUCUACAUCCUGGGCCAGUCUGACCACUUCGUGGGGAACUGCGUCUCCUCCUUCAGCGCCUUCGUGAAGCGGGAGCGCGACGUGCGCGGGAAGGCCUCCUCCUUCUUCGGCAUGGACCAGCCCCCGCGCCCGCGGGACGAGUUCUGAGCAGCCCCGCAGCAGGCUCUCAGGGUGCUGAGCUCAGCCCCCUGCCCGGGCAGUGCUCAGGGGGUUCUGCAGGCAGAGCUCCUGCCAGGCUGCCCUGUGGUCCCUCCUCUGCAGUCACUUCCAGGCUGUUCUCUCUGGCUUCUCCUGGAUUUCCAGCCUGAGGUCAGGCAGAAGAGACGUUUGGUAAUCAUGGUUACAGGAAACUACACAGCGUGGUUCCUGAGCUCCAGUUUACACAGCUCUGCAUCCCACUGGCUGGGCUCCACCGGCGUGGGGAUGAGCAGCUGCUCUCCUUUCCACUGCUCCGUUAUUCCUGCUUUUCUUCUGUUACAUUUCACAGGCAGAUGUUGUGGAGCUGCUUGUCCAAAACUGACCAGAAGUUGUUUUAAGUCCAAAAUCACCUCAGAAACAAUCACACUCCCUGCACAGGGAGCAGAAGGGUGAAGCUCAGGACUGGAAGGAGCUCUGGGUUCUCUCAAUUGCUGCCGUUGCCUUACCAGAGCCACCUCAGUGCCUCUGCUUCCAUUCCCCUCUCAGAAGGGGGUUUCACUGCCCUGGAGCUGAGAGGCUCCUGGAUCUCUUCAGCAGUGGUGGAGAUUCACAGCAGGGUCAUGUUUUAAGGUGGCAGUUUCUUCUUCAGCCCAUCCUGCUGUGGAACUGAGGGGGAGGUGUUAGCAGGGCCACAGGGCAGAAUUUGUGUGGCCAGCUUUAGGGCUUGUAGCUGUUGGUGUUAGGUUGGGGUCUGUGGUAGAAAUGGAGCUGGUUUUGAGCUAAGAGCUGGGAAGUAGCUGUAGUGGGGUUGGUGUCAUGCCUAGGUCUGUCUGAAUGCUUUCAGGUUUUGGUCUCCCUUUGUACUUUGUAAACCUUUCUAAGCACAGAACCUUUGUCUGUGGGGUGGUUCCUGCCAGAGGUAACUGGGAAGAGUUUGCUGCUGGUGAAAGAGCAGUCCCAGAAGCCUUUGUUUGGCCUGGUCCAGUUUAGAGCUGGGAGCACCAAUAAUGCUGAUGUGUUGAGUCUCAACUUGACCAAUGCCUUUGGUCCUGCUGUGACUUACACUUUUUGUCCAAAGACUGCACAGAUUUUAACUGCUCUUCUUUUGAAAUGCCCCUUGGGCAAAUCUGUGGUACCAGGGCUGGGUGCCUCGAGUGCUCCUGUGGUCUGAGCAAGACUGGGUCUAAACGAUGCUGGUGUAGGGUUUUAACUCCAGAGCUCUUUUUGGUGCUGGCUUUUUUUGCUCCUUCAGAAAUAUUCUUCACCGUUGAAGGAGUUUGGAGGCUCAAGGGAGUGCCCCAAGGAUCAAGGUGGCAAAAAAAAUUGUCUUUGAUUCCUUUUGUGAUGGCUUCUAGAAAUCAUGAGCUUUGGAGGGCUUGGGGCUUCUGGCCACCUCCCUGGGGGAGCAAGGUGUCUGGAUACCUGCUGCAGACUCUUUGGGCUUUCAUUUGGGUUGUGAUCUUCAGUGAUGCCAUCAGGGCUGCCCAUCCCAGAGCCAGGGCAGCCUUUCCCCAGGGCAUUGGGAGCAGUAUUCACAAAACCUGGGAGGGGUUGGUUAAGAAAAAUGAGGUAUUUUGUGAUAAUAAAACCCUGAUGUUUUUGUAUUAA